Molecule: messenger RNA, 3380 nt
Organism: Phacochoerus africanus (Common warthog)
Lineage: Eukaryota; Metazoa; Chordata; Mammalia; Artiodactyla; Suidae
Gene: NET1
Product: neuroepithelial cell transforming 1
Exons: 12
Coding region: 99-1895 (598 amino acids)
Biological process (GO): positive regulation of Rho protein signal transduction; intracellular signal transduction
Molecular function (GO): guanyl-nucleotide exchange factor activity
Source: RefSeq, a predicted model, not a curated record
CCUGACAGGAACCCCGCUCCGGGCCGCAGCGGUCGGGCGCCGUGCGGCUCCCUGCCGGCCUCCCGGGCAGCCGGCCACCGCGCUCCCCUCCCCGCGCCAUGGAGUCCGAGCCGGAGAACCAGGAGCAGAGCCGGCCGCGGAGGCGAAGCCGCCGGGCCUCGGGGCUCAACGCGGGCGGCGCCGCGGAGCUGUCGGCGGACACCCCCGGGCCGGGGCCGGACGGCAGAUACUCCCUUCGGAGAGGUAGCUCCUUCACAUUUUUAACACCUGGCCCCCAUUGGGACUUAACUUUGAAAAGGAAAAGAAGAGCAAAAGAUGAUGAUGUCGUCAGCCUUAGCAGCCUUGAUCUGAAGGAGCCAAGCAAUAAAAGAGUUCGACCUCUAGCCCGGGUCACAUCCUUGGCAAAUUUAAUCUCUCCUGUAAGAAAUGGAGCCGUCAGGCGCUUUGGCCAAACAAUACAGUCAUUUACCCUUCGUGGUGACAGCAGAUCCCCAGCUUCUGCCCAGAAGUUGUCGAGCAGAUCCACAGUGCCCACGCCUGCCAAAAGGCGAAGCAGUGCUCUGUGGUCCGAGAUGUUAGACGUGGGCAUGAAGGCGUCCUUAACGACCAGAGAAAUCAAGCGGCAGGAGGCAAUAUAUGAAAUGUCCCGAGGUGAACAGGAUUUAAUUGAGGAUCUCAAGCUUGCAAGAAAGGCCUACCACGACCCCAUGUUAAAGCUGUCUAUUAUGUCCGAGGAGGAGCUCACACAUAUAUUUGGUGAUCUGGAUGCUUACAUACCUCUGCACGAAGAUUUGUUGGCAAGAAUAGGAGAAGCAACCAAGCCUGGUGGGACAGUGGAGCAAAUUGGUCACAUUCUUGUAAGCUGGCUGCCGGGCUUGAACGCCUACCGAGGCUACUGCAGUAACCAGCUGGCAGCCAAAGCACUCCUCGAUCAAAAGAAGCAGGACCCCAGAGUCCAAGACUUCCUCCAGCGAUGCCUGGAGUCCCCCUUCAGCCGGAAACUAGAUCUGUGGAGCUUCCUGGACAUCCCUCGAAGCCGCCUUGUCAAGUACCCUUUACUGCUGAAGGAGAUUCUUAGACACACGCCCCAAGACCACCCCGACGUGCGGCUCCUGGAGGAGGCCAUACUGAUCAUACAGGGAGUCCUCUCUGACAUCAACCUGAAGAAGGGCGAGUCGGAGUGCCAGUAUUACGUUGACAAGCUGGAGUACCUGGACGAAAGGCAGAAGGACCCCAGGAUUGAAGCAAGCAAGGUCUUGCUUUGCCACGGGGAGCUGAAGAACAAGAGCGGACACAAACUUUACAUUUUCCUGUUUCAAGACAUCUUGGUUUUGACUCGGCCUGUGACUCGCGGCGAGCGUCCCUCCUACCAGGUUUACCGGCAGCCGAUCCCGGUGGAGGAGCUGGUCUUGGAGGACCUGCAGGACGGGGACGUGAGGAUGGGAGGGUCCUUUCGAGGGGCUUUCGGCACCUCCGAUAAAGCCAAAAACAUCUUUCGCGUUCGCUUCCAAGACGCCUCUGCAGGCCAGUCCCACACCCUCCAGGCCAACGACGUGUUCCACAAGCAGCAGUGGUUCAGCUGCAUCCGAGCCGCCAUCGCCCCUUUCCGGCGGGCCGCCAGUCCCUCGGAGCUGCGGGGCGUGCCAGAGCUGCACGAGGAGUACGGGGAGAACCACCCUCCUGCUCCUGCCGGGGGCGCCAGGGCCCAGAGACGGGCAUCCACGGCGGCCAGCGGGACGCAGGUCGAAGUUGACGGAGAAGCUCCCCGGGGCGGCCCCCCAGCGCACACGGCGGAUGACGUGAAGGGCGGGAAAGCCCGUCGAGCCCAGGCCGGCUUCCGAAGAGCCAGGGACAGAGCCCAGGUUGGUGGCCAGCGGAAGGAGACUCUGGUGUAAAGAAGCCCCGGGAAGCGUUUGGGGAGAGACUCUAUUUAUGCUGUACAGUCGCCCUUGCGAUGUUUCAGGGUUACUCAGUACCAGUCGACACGUGCUCUGUUUUUGGUUGGUUUUGGUGGUUGUUCCUCUUUUUUUUUUUUUUUUUUUUAAUGGCAGCUAAAGGUACAUAUACAGAUUAUUGUUAAACUGCAGUCUUUUUAAAAAAUAUAUUUUCUCAGAUGUAGAACAUGCAGCCUGGUAUUUUUAAUCAGAUGAAAUGCUUACAAAAUGGAUUUCCUCCUCAUUCUAUAUUCAUGAUGAUUUUUUUAAUACCAAUUGUGAUAUUUACAAUGUUUGCCAAAGCCUAAAAUUUUACAAAUACUGGGAUUUUACCAGUGUUUCUUUGAUAAAUUUUGAAUGCAGAAUUUGAAAUUUUAACAUUGGCCUCUAAGAUCUACUUGGAAAUAUAUGUUUGUGUUUCAGAAUUUACAUUGAAACAUAAGUUCCUUGGAAAACAAAUACAACUUAAUAGGUUUUCCAUUUUACCAACUGGAAUGCUUUUUCUUGUUUGUUUUUCACUGCACAUUCCUCAUUUUUCAUUGAUUGAACCUGCCGAUUAUUUAAUUUUUUUUAUUGUAAAGUAGUUUUUAGUAUUUGCUUUUAUUUUUUUACUUUGAUGCCUUUUCAAAUUGGCAUGUCUCUAAAGUAUUUUUCUUCCUUGAUUAAAAAUGUGUGUAUGUGUGUAUGUAUAUACAUGUGUGUGUUUUUUACAUCAUAUUAACUUUACCAAGUGAAACCAAGCCAUACUGUUUUUGAGCCAAUUCAGAAAAUUGCAGUUUUUAAAGGGUAGGAUUGCGGGGUGGUGAGCACACGUGAAAUGACUUGGUGUAUUCUGGAUUACGGCAAGAAAACCACCUUAACGCGUUCAUGGGAAGUUCGUGUUGUCUGAAAAAGCAGGCAGAAAGGAACUGACUGGUAGUAGGUUUUUUUUUUUUUUUUUUAAAAAAAAAAAAAAAAAGAGGGACAAAGAGAGUAGUCUUGUCUUAAAGCAGAAUGUCUGGUUGUGUCAGACAUUUACGAAAGGAGAUGAUAAAAGCCAGACUUGAGAGUUUGUAGUAAGUCGUAGAAGGCUUGGGGGAAGUGAACUGUAUUUGCCUUGAUUUACAAUACUUGGAAAUAAUGGGGUUGGAAAGAAAAUGGCAUGUUGAAAAUUUGACCGUAUCAGAUCAAUUUGGGCAGAUUUAUGCAUAAGAGGGAAAAGAGACUAGUGCAUCUUCUACUAUGAAAUGUUUCUGUUCCAGUGAGAUCAGCGUCUCUCGGGGGAGCUCUGAAAGCCCUGUGUCCGGGCAGAUUUGUAACGGUGAUCAGUUCAAGUAAACGGUGACUAUUAUGUGAACUCUCUUUGGCCAGUGGAAAUGAAAUUGGAAAAGACUGUAAAUAGUUAAUUCCAAGUGAUUUUUCUGUAUAAAUGAAUUAUACAAUUAAAAAAAAAAGUCACACACGUAA